UCCCCCUUGUGAAAGGGUCACAGAGGCCAGCCGUGCGCACUUCCCCCGUCUCUUCCCCCUUCCUAUGGCGACGGCUACCUCCUUCGCGACUCCCUCCCUAACCGGUGGUAUAGCGCAGUCAAAGAAAUCUGGCCUACUGAAUGAGAAGCUCAAAUCUUUAAGUGUGUAUCAUUCUCAUUUGGCUGUUCCUAAGAAAUCGAAGCUGCAAGAUAACCGCCCAAAUUUGUUUGUCCGUGCUGAGUACAGUGAUGGUUCAAGAGGUGGAGGUGGUGAUUUUGUUGCAGGUUUUCUUUUAGGAGGAGCUAUUUUUGGAACACUGGCUUAUGUAUUUGCUCCGCAGAUAAGGAGAUCAUUGUUGAAUGAAAAUGAGUCUGGGUUUCAGAAGGCCAAGCGACCAAUUUAUUAUGACGAUGGGUUAGAGCAGAAAACUCGUCAAACACUGAAUUCAAAGAUCAGCCAGCUGAACAAUGCAAUCGACAACAUCUCCUCUCGUCUACGAGGGAGGAACAAUGUGGUCACUGAAUUUGUUGACGCCGACUCUGAAGUGGAAUCUGCCAUGUAGGAUUUCCCGUUGUUCGGUCUUUGACUAAGCUUUAAAGAUGUAGUUGCAACAUAACUUUUACAACCCAUGGCUACAUGUAUUUUUACCCUAUUCAUCUUGUUUUUUGGUUCACAUUCACUUGGAUUUAGUUUUUGAACUAGAAUUGUUGGGUUUCUUUUA
Molecule: messenger RNA, 721 nt
Organism: Musa acuminata subsp. malaccensis (wild Malaysian banana)
Lineage: Eukaryota; Viridiplantae; Streptophyta; Magnoliopsida; Zingiberales; Musaceae
Cellular component (GO): chloroplast thylakoid membrane; chloroplast inner membrane
Source: RefSeq, a predicted model, not a curated record